This is a messenger RNA of Dama dama (fallow deer), 1209 nucleotides long. RefSeq names its product LIM homeobox 5 (gene LHX5). Lineage: Eukaryota; Metazoa; Chordata; Mammalia; Artiodactyla; Cervidae. The transcript has 5 exons. Gene Ontology annotation, molecular function: RNA polymerase II transcription regulatory region sequence-specific DNA binding; DNA-binding transcription factor activity, RNA polymerase II-specific. The record is from RefSeq and is a predicted model, not a curated record. Bases 1 to 1209 code for a protein of 402 amino acids. Gene Ontology annotation, cellular component: nucleus. Gene Ontology annotation, biological process: neuron differentiation; regulation of transcription by RNA polymerase II.
AUGAUGGUGCACUGUGCCGGUUGCGAGCGGCCCAUCCUCGAUCGCUUUCUGCUGAACGUGCUGGACCGCGCGUGGCAUAUCAAAUGCGUUCAGUGCUGCGAGUGUAAAACCAACCUCUCGGAGAAGUGCUUCUCACGCGAGGGCAAGCUCUACUGCAAAAAUGACUUCUUCAGGCGCUUUGGCACCAAGUGUGCAGGCUGUGCGCAAGGCAUCUCGCCCAGCGACCUGGUACGCAAGGCCCGCAGCAAAGUCUUCCACCUCAACUGCUUCACCUGCAUGGUCUGCAACAAGCAGCUCUCCACGGGCGAGGAACUCUACGUCAUCGACGAGAACAAGUUCGUGUGCAAGGACGACUACCUGAGCUCGUCCAGCCUCAAGGAGGGCAGCCUCAACUCGGUGUCGUCCUGUACGGACCGCAGCUUGUCCCCGGAUCUCCAGGAUCCACUCCAGGACGAUCCCAAGGAGACCGACAACUCGACGUCGUCGGACAAGGAGACGGCCAACAACGAGAACGAGGAGCAGAACUCGGGCACCAAGCGGCGUGGCCCGCGCACCACCAUCAAAGCCAAACAGCUGGAGACGCUGAAGGCCGCCUUCGCCGCCACGCCCAAGCCCACGCGCCACAUCCGCGAGCAGCUGGCGCAGGAGACCGGCCUCAACAUGCGCGUCAUCCAGGUGUGGUUCCAGAACCGACGGUCCAAAGAACGCCGGAUGAAACAGCUGAGCGCCCUGGGCGCCCGGAGACACGCCUUCUUCCGGAGUCCGAGGCGCAUGCGUCCGCUGGGCGGUCGCUUGGACGAGUCGGAGAUGUUAGGGUCUACUCCGUAUACCUACUACGGAGACUACCAAGGAGACUACUACGCGCCAGGGGGCAACUAUGACUUCUUUGCGCACGGCCCGCCGUCGCAGGCUCAGUCCCCGGCCGACUCGAGCUUCCUGGCCGCCUCCGGGCCCGGCUCGACGCCGCUGGGCGCGCUGGAGCCGCCGAUCGCCGGCCCGCACACCGCCGACAACCCCAGGUUCACCGACAUGAUCUCGCACCCGGACACGCCGAGCCCCGAGCCGGGCCUGCCGGGCUCUCUGCACCCUAUGCCGGGCGAGGUGUUCAGCGGCGGCCCCAGCCCCCCCUUCCCCAUGAGCGGCACCAGCGGCUACAGCGGACCCCUGUCUCACCCCAACCCUGAGCUCAACGAGGCUGCCGUAUGGUAA